This is a messenger RNA of Funneliformis mosseae, 309 nucleotides long. The record is from the annotation of a GenBank genome assembly. Lineage: Eukaryota; Fungi; Glomeromycota; Glomeromycetes; Glomerales; Glomeraceae.
AUGGAGGAGGAAUCCCUCUUGCUUAACCAUGUGAAAAAACAAUUAUAUCAGCUGCCAAUUAUUCAUAAUACUGUUCAACAAAAUUUGCAAAAAGAACAACAAAAACAGAAAGAUCGAUAUAAUGAAAAAUUAAAGAAAAUUGUGUCAUACCAAAUAGGCGAUCUAGUUUUGUAUUAUAAAGCGAUGUUAGAUAAGCAGUGGCUUAAAAAAUUAGACCCAAAGUGGAAAGGACUAUAUUAUAUACAUGACAUAAUUGGAAAUAGUGCUUAUAAAAUUAGGAAAAUAAAUAGGAAAGUUCUAAAAACCCCU